Molecule: messenger RNA, 9617 nt
Organism: Porites evermanni
Lineage: Eukaryota; Metazoa; Cnidaria; Anthozoa; Scleractinia; Poritidae
Source: the annotation of a GenBank genome assembly
AUGGGCCUUGAAGAAAACCGUGCAUUUUAUAAUCUUCAACGCAUUCAACGUAUUUUCAAUAUUCCUCGGCACAGAUACGCAAAAGCUUUUAUCGCUGCCAGUGUCACAAGCGAGAAGAUUGUUAUAGUAGUGCAUACGAGUGAGGAACCAGCGAUGUCUUGUUCUAGCAUAGCCAGGAAGAUUUACAAGAUCUUGAAAGAAGCGUAAGUUAAUUUUUCCUCCUCUUUAUCUUUGCAGGUGAACAAAAUAGGGUAGUAUUUUAGUUUACAGUUAUUCACACUACAUGCAAUAUCUAAAGGACUUAUGUAUAAAUGGCUUCUUUGCGUUAAAACUAGCCGGAUUUUUUAGAUUCGUCUAGUGUGGCUCCCUGUAUAUACAACGCAUAACACAGGAUCAGCUUUGCAUUUACUCCUGCUUAGUUAUUUUGAUUGUUAUUUGGCAUUUUCCUCUUAGAUUUAGUGAUCGCCUCAAAAGCUGUAUCAUACAUAAACCCGGAAGUAAACUCAAGUCGUUGAUCUGUGUGUCCCGGCUUUUUCUGAAGUGAGUGCAAUAGUAUUUAUGAUUAGUUUGCUUAAUUAUUUGAUUACAAUAGAUAAAUUCCAAGUUCCAGUAACUCUACGACUUUCAAAAUGAGGCCAAUUGCACAACCUAAUUUAAUUUCUUGUGAAAAUGGUUGCCUUUGCAUGAGAAUGAAAAAUCGCUUUGAUAUUAAUGGCUUCGCAUUUAGCCUCUCCUUGCACUUUGGGGCAAGAUUUUUUUGCUGAUACUAGGGUUUAAUGACGCUCAAACCUCAACUGCAACACUAAAUUUAUUACGAAGGGACCUGUAGUGGCGAUCAAAUAACCUCAACGUCAAAAAAGCCUUUUAUCAAUUUCACAUCACUUCUGAAUAUUAACAGAAGUAAUGCUUCUGAUAUUAAUGACAAAAAUACUGUGGACAAACCAGUAUCAUUUGCAUUAUAAUCAUGCUUUCCGAGUUUUAUGUUUUGAAGUCAAGAAUUAAUUGCCGGGUAACUCUUGGUUUUGUCGAAAGUAUUAUUGUUGGUUAGCAAGUUGGGGGGGGGGGGGGGAGGGGGGGGGAGAGGCUCUUUGAAUGGGGCAUGAAUAUUCUCCUUGUUUCUAACUUCCUUGUUUGUUUCUUUGUUUUUCUUUUCUAGGAAACAAAUUAAAAGCAAGAUUCACUUGACAAAAGAAGAAGGAAUGUUCCUGAAAAAGCACGGUAAGAAUAUGACUCUUCUCCGAGUGCUGACACUCUUUAACUAUAGGAUGUGAAGUUAACUGUUGUUUUGUUUUAAUCGAUAGGCAUUGCAGAGGGCAUCCUAAACUACUGAAAAUUGAUUGAGAUUUGUAAUCAUCUACUCUUUUAUAAGCUGCUCCAAUCUGUAGGUUGUUAUAAUUAGUUAACUUAUGAUCUAACCACUUCGCUCAAGAAUUUCACUCAAUAACACAAACUUACGGCCUUAGAUCUGCCCACCUUUCAAGUAGAAGUACUCUAGGAUAUUUUCCUUAGUUUUUUUCUUUCGUAUACCAAUUUUGAAACUCGUUUUACUUACUAGGAAUAGCCCUUUCCCCUUAAGAUAUGAAAUAGAGCUUUUCAGUGAUACCUCAGAGCUAGUUGCACAUUAGUAAAUUAAGCAAAAUACGCUACUGUGUGAUCGAACACACAUUCAUCUAAAACAGUGUGAAGACAUUACAUUAUUUCCUGUUUAAAUUUUUAUAUAUACAUAAUUAAUUUAUAUUAUCUUUUGAUUAACAAAUGCAAGUAGUGGCUAGCUGCAAAGUCGAGGAAGCCUUUAAUUGAUGUUUGCCAUUUCAGUCUCACUUAUCAUUCGGUUAUUCAAUUCAAAAACGAAUUCAGCAUAAUAAUCCCCGUUGCGUAUCACUCAGUCACUGCACUGAAACGCUCUCACAUCGUUGCUAUGAUAAUAUGUGUAUGUAGGUUCAAGUCUCUCGCGGUAAGAUUGUCACCAAUCUACGCAUGUGCGGCGUAGUUUCUGCAUAACUAAUGCCUUAUACACUUUGAUCGUGUCGGUGUCCUAAUGGACAGUAAUACAGUGAUCGGUUUAUACUGAUAACCAUGUGGGAGUCUCGUUCACCUCCUGAGAACUUAACCUUCAUCAUGCAGCUGGAACCGCUAAGUGUCUUCAUGAAUAGAAAAAUGAGCUUUCCACACUAGAUAACUCUCUCUUCCCUGGUCAAAGUUAGACGAGAAUAUAAAAAUCAACCGUUAAAAAUGGGAAAUAUAACUUAUAUCGAUUAAAAUGGAAAAUAUUACUGAUAUUUAUGCGAAAUAUACCACGCUCUUUUUUUUUCAUAUAUUCUUUUUAAUCAAUAAUUUGUAAAUUGAAUUUACAAAUUAGUAAAAGAAUAUAUGAAAAACGAGCGCGUGGUCAUAAUACUUUCGGAAAUUAUUCACAUUCAUUGAAAAUGUUAAAAAAAACAUUUACACAAACUGCUUAUACUAUAAUGAAGCUGUGAAUAAUGAAAAGAGAAAAAAUAACAAUUAAUAUAACAAUUAUGAAAAUAAUUAAUAAGAAAAAACGGGCGAGUGGUCAAACCACUGCUUUAAGAAAUCAUCCAUAUUCAUUAGAAACGUUGAAACAAGCAUUUCAACUGAACAUUUAAUUUAAUAUAUAAAUUAUGAGGGAGCGGUCGAAAUACUUCUGGAAUUGAAUCAUAUUCAUUGGAAAUGUUUAAAAAAAUGUUUCCACUUAAUUUUUAUACUAAUGUAAUGGUGAAGAAAAAAAUUAAUUUCUACAAAUUAUGAAACGAAUUAUAAAUGUAGAAAAAAAAAAAGGUGGAAGUACUUCAGGAACUUAGUCACAUUGAUCUGGAAUGUUACAAAGAUAUUCUAAAAAAAAAAAACAUUUAUAAAGUACGAAUGAGUGGUCAAAAUACUUAUACUUAAUACUUAUACGAAUGAAGCGGUGGAGAAAAAAGCUCCUGGCUUCUUGUACAUUCAGAAACUUCCGGGUUCUCUUCAUCAUUUUGCUACUGUUCCUGAAUGAAAUAAAAGAGACCAAUAGAUGUUAAACACGCAUUUCCACAAAGUAUCUACCGUGUGGCACGAAAUUUUUGCGGGAGUUUAUGCUGGCGGAUUGGCCAUUUUUGGGGUUUUGCGGGAACUAAUUUUUUGUGACCAGUAUUCCAUUGUAUAAUUUUUUGUUUCUGAAUGAAAGAGACAAGUUGUGAUUGAACAGACACGAUUUCUUAGUACUGUAUUUUAAGUUAGAGAAUAUCAGUACUCUGGACUUUAAAUUUUUGCAGGAAAAAUGUUUGCGGCACGUUUUGUUUGCGGGAACUUAUUUUUGCGGAUAGCUGGAAAAAUUGCAACUAAACUCGCAAAAAUUAUAACCAGCAAAAAUUUCGUGCCACACGGUAUAUAAUGAUAUCAAUCUAUAUUUUAAAAAGGUUUGGUUUAUCGUUUGUCUCACGAUUGUCACUUUGAUAUUUGAUCGCGACGUUUCGACCGCACACUGCAGAUCUUCAUCAGGCGAUAUUGUCGAUCUACUGAGUCGGACUAUUUGUACCACCCUGGUUGUUAGUGAUUGGUGUAUCACGAACCAUGGUUGGUGGGUUUCGAUCCAAAGCAUUGAUGGUAUUGUCAGAGGAGGAAACUGAUCUAUCAGGGGACCGCUGUGGUGGCGACCGGCUGUUAUAUGUUGCCUGACCGUUGGAAUCCACACUUCAGGAAUCUCAAUUCCACCGUCCCUGUUGAUGUUGUUAAGGUGAAGUCUUAUGUGAAUAGCCUCUCUAACUCUACGAGAGUACCAGUGCGGGUCUUGGUCAAUAAACUUAACUUCGUUAAAGAGGGGAUAAUGCACGGUCGGCGUGCUGUGCGUUCAGAAAUAGCCUGAGUAUUAGGCGUUUCUGGGGGAAAAGGGGAAAGAUGGAAGCGAAAAAGGGAGAAAGCUCUUCUUCCCCCUCUCCCCUUCCCCAUCUAAAAUCUCCUCUCCCCUAGCCUCUUAGGAAGGCCUGAUACUCAGGCUAGUUCGGAAACGGCCGGAGUUUGAGUUCCUGAAAGCGGUAUAUCCCUGGCCUAUCGUUAUCGUACCCCUUAAUCCAUUCAUGAAUGCACCUUCCUGUUCAGUGAAUGUAAACUUUGCCACAUUCACAAGGAAUCUUAUACUCUACUUCAUCUUGUUUUCCUGGAUCAACAGGAUCCUAAUGAAUUAGGUCGUACUAAGUGCGAUCUUAGUGUUGUGUCGGACUUGAAAACAGAUCGUGCGCCAUGCUGUUUUAGGCAACGAUGAAGUGGUUCAGAUAAUCCUUUGAUGGAUGGUGUUGUCAUUCUCAGUCUCCAUUGUACAUGUAAGACGGAUACUAAAACUGAUGGUUGGUUGUGUCUACUACAUGUAUUAACUGAAAAGCCCUUAAUUAGAUAUUAAACGAAACGGUCACCUGACUGAACCAGUGUAUAGGCAAGAUUAGACCUAAACACAAACAGUCACCUAGAUUCUACGGUCUACCUUAGAUACACAAAUCAAACAUACCUCUAGCUAAGACCUAUAGUUACGUGUGUUAACACCUUUGCUUAUGAUUCAGUACAAGGCUAUUUAGCCGAGAUCUUAGCUCCCUUAACGGGGAAGUCUGCCUACACGGUUAAGAAUUCAGCUCAUUUUGCGUUGACUAUUAAGGAAGAAACGGUUGAUGAAAACGAGAUCAUGGUAUCAUUCCGCGAUGUAGAAUUUUUAGUUACAAAUGUUCCAAUUGAAGGUGCUGUACUAAAAAGCUAGUUUACGGAAACUAGCGAGUGACCCAAGCGUCUCUAGUCGCACAACUUUAACACCUGCACAGAUUGCUGACCCUUUCAGAAUUAACUUUGUUUUAAGUUAGGUUCACAUACUUUCAUCAUGAUAUGAUGGAGCAAUAUAUGAAAAACAAGAUGGCGCAGCUAUGGGAAGCCCAGUUUCCGCAGUCAUAACCAACCUCUACAUGAAGGACUUUGAACAACAAGCAUUGUCAUUCGCGCCAACCGCCCCAAAGAACUGGAUAACGUUAUCAGCCUCCGUUAUAUUGACGGCACUUUUACCAGCUUAAAACGAAAUGAUGUCGAAAAAUCUUCUGCAGCGGCUUCUCAACACUCAACAACCAACCAUCCGUUUUAUAAUGGAGACUGAGAAUGACAACACAAUUCCCUUUUUGACAAAUUGGUCAUAAAAGAUUCAGAAGGACGCCUCGCUACAAGUGCUUACAGAAAACCUACGCACAAAUCAGUGUGCCUUAUGGCUCAGUUAAACGCGGUGUUGUCAAGUGCUUAUACGAUCGAUCGAAAAAUAUCAUCAGUAAACCAUCGGUUAUCCCUGAGGAAAAGAAGAAUUUAGCCUCUGCCCUUGUCUCUAACGGAUAUCCCGAUUCGUUUGUAACUAACAUGAUCACAAAAUCCAAGACCCGGCAGGCAUCUCUGAUAUAGAACCCGCAACCGAAAUUAAAUCUGCAGCAGUUCUGCCAUAUAUAGGUUUAUCUGAACCACUUCGUCGUUGCCUACAACAGCAUGGCGUAGGAUCUGUUUUCAAGUCCGACGCAACACUAAGAUCGCACUUAGUACGACCUAAGGAUCCACGAAGACAAGAUGGAGUAGUGUAUAAGAUUCCUUGUAAAUGGGGCAAAGUAUACAUUGGCGAAACGGAAAGGUGCGUGCAUAAACGGAUUGAGGAGCACGAUCGUGAUAUAUGAUUUUAGUAAAAUCCACCUAGUGGUCAAUUAUCAAUCCUGCGUUCUGAUUGGUUGAGCUACUACUAAGCUAUAUGUUAUAGCCCCCUAGUAAACCUUGCUCUGAAGUUGAAUGACUUGUUCCUCGACAUUUUUAAAAUAUCCCUUGGCAGUUUUGCCUCAAACUCCUGCUGCAUAUAUUUUGAUGUAUUGCAACGCAUUUUCAACGACUUUUACUGCUGUUCGUUGCUUCCAACUCAGGAAAAAGGUAUUGAGAUUGGACGCUACCUCGUAUCAGAGCUCAGAUAGAACUGUCCAGCACCUUUGUUUAUGACUACAAAAUGAGCACGAGUGGCAGUUCCGCGAGGAAUUCGCAACUCACCCAGGGGGGACGAACGACAAUGUUGCCCUUGCCUGUGAACCGAAUUACAUCACAGUGCAAAAUAAAAUUAUCGCAAGAAUAAUGCCCGUGAAUAAAUUUACAACUCUGAAAUUUCUGUUACUCCUUCCUUCAAUGAACGGGCAGUUUUUUCUUGAUUAUUAUGUUUGCUCUGCAAUACAUGUUUAUACAGAUCGGUUCGCAGACAUGGGCAUCAUUGUCAUUCGUCCCCCCUGGAUGAGGUGCGAAUUCCUUGCAGAGCUGCCGCUCGUGCGCAUUUGCUGGUCAUAAACAAAGGUGCUGGACAGUUCUGUCUGAGCUUCGAUACAAGGUAGCUCACAAUCCCAACACCUUUUUCCUGAAUUGGAAGCAACGUUCAGCAGAAAAAGCCGUUGAGGAUGCAUUGCAAUACAACAAAAUGUUUGUAGCAGGAGUUUGAACCAAAACUGCCGAGAGAUAUUUUAAAACUGUCGAAGAACAAGUCAUUCGACGUCAGAGCAAGGUUUGGAGCAAUUUAUGGUGCUUCUAAAACUCAAAAGUGCCUUUUAAAGAAUAGCACGAUAGGCAAUCAACUUUUGUUUUUAUUUUUGGCAAACAUUGAAUUCACUUGUCCUGAAAACUCAAACUGGUGGCUUCUUCUACCUGAGCGUAAUUUAUUUUUGAAAUUCCAAAACAAUUUCACAGCUGAAUUUUGAGCGACUUUUAGUUACGGACUUCUGCUCCAACGAUUUUCUCCGGCAUAUUUAUUAUGUCAAUGAAAGCCCAUACCAGAAAUUUCAGUAAAAAAUAUCAGCAAAAUUUUUUACUAGAAGCGAUUUUCUUUGAACACUAAGGUCCUUUUAAGCGCUAAUUUCUCAAGAAAUAUUUACCAUCUAUGAAUUCGGAAUAUUUCGUACUAUUGCCCAAUGAUAUCUGUUAUUCUUUGCAAAGUUUCACAGCCAUCGCUCCAAAAACGAAAAAGUUAUGAAGGAAAAUUUGUCACAGUUAAAUGCUCCAAUAUUAGUGACGGAGCCACCUUAAGUUUCGAAAAUUGUACAUAUAUGACUGGAACAGUCAUCUGGAAAUUUUUAGCCGUCCUCAACAAACGGGCAGUUUACAGAUAACAGUCGUUGGGUGCCCCUGAUAGCUGCUACAUAAACUUCUGUCGGCAAACUCGAGGAAAAUGAUGCGCUGAACACGAAAAAAUUGUUUCCCAAGUUUGAUUUUUAGAUUUUAAGCAUAAACGUCUGGCUUUGAAUAAAUAGACCCUAAUAACUAACAUAGAAACUACGCUAAGCAUUUACGCACUUUUCAUAACCACAUUUCAUUAGAGAAAUACUGUCCGAAAUUAGCAUAAUAUAAUUUCCUAAUCAUAAAUAAACUAAUAGAUAGAGGCUGCUAAAUAAAUCACGCUAUAUGGAAAAUAUUAGCUCUCGAAAACUCAUUUAUAAAGCGGACUGCGUAUAUACUGUGUUCACAUAGCAACCCAAAGAAAAAUAAAUACCUUAAGUUUUAUUACAAGGAUUGCGCUUUACCAAAAGAGCACUCCUAACAUGAUCAGUACAAUAUUUCAACCUGUGCAACCUAGUUAUUUUGUCAGGGCCAGUGACGCUCGGUUUCAGUAUAAAAACAAAAACAGAUUCCGAUCCGCAACUCCAAAAACAACCUUGCAGAGUUUGGAAAAAUGAGAAGCGCGAAAAUUAUAAAUAAUAGGGUUUUGCCACGUGAAACAAAAAAUUUCGAUCGAUUGUUUGAAACUUCAUUGAUACACCGACAGAAAACAAGAUAGUUUUGAACUGUUUUUCGUGAUAUCUGAACUCUUAUCGGCAAAAAAAAAACCAACAGCAAACAAACAAACAACACUUAGGGAGCUUACCAUUGCAGGAGCCCAUAACCUGCAGCGCGCAACUUCCAUGUACUUGUGACAAGGCGUUUUCACGGGCCAGUUUAUUUUUAGAACGGUUUUAACCGAAUUUAGAAUAUCUUUUAACUGGCCCACAAACCAUUCAGCAAAACCUACACACCUAAAAAUGAUAAUUUUUGCCUUUUAACGACGUUACGUUUUCCUUUUUAACAUCUUAUACUUCGAAUGCGUUCAUAGACUUUGCAAAAGUUACAUUUUCGCGGGAAAAUUGCCUUAAAUUGUGUCUAAAAAUAAACCGGUCCGUAAAAAUGCCGUGACAUAGGCCUAGAAUGGAAGUUAAUUGCUCGCUCCGGGUUAUGGGCUUCUGCCAUUUGUUAGAACUGGCUGACCAGACCAGUUUAGUUGUAAGGAUAAAUCCACUACAAAUUAGUACUUUCCAGCCACAUCUGUUUACUCCUAAAUCAAACUUUUUGAGAAAAGAUUAAUAUUUCGCUCUCCAAAUGACUGGCCCGGCCGGCCAAUCCUGGCUUUUGGAAAACACUCUUUUUCUGUGGCCAAUAGAGUACUAGCGGUGUGACGUCAUAAAAAAUAAAUUUGUGAAAUUAUGGGAUUUCUGGCGAUAUUCUGAAAGAACAAGAUCAAAGUGACCUACUUGCCAAAAAUUAACAUUUCGGGGCAAAUUGUCUCUGAGAUUUAGAAGGAUUUGUAUGGAGUGAUCAGAGCAUAACUGGGCUAAUAUCUCAGAGAUCUAGACAAUUUGCCCUGAAAUGCUAAUUUUUGGCAAGUAGGUCACUUGGAUGUUGUUCUUUUAGAAUAUGGCGACAAAUCCCAUAAUUUCACAAAUUUGAUUUUUUAUGACGUCAUCACUUCAGAACUCUAUGGCUUCGUUUUCAGUAGUCACGUGGCCAAAAAAUCAUGUGAUUACGUAUCGAGCAGUAACAACAAAGGUACUAUAAAAAAAGCUUGUCGUAUUUAUUACCUGCUGAUUUUUAACGUUUUUAAAAAGUACUCUGAGUCAUCAUACCACACUGAUGAGUACUUAUCUAUAAUAAACAGCCAAUUCGAAGGUUUAAAUGAUCGAACCAAGCUUGGUAAACAAAAUAUUCGUGUUCAGCGCAUAUUAAUUUUCACUUAAAAAAGUGUAUUUACCAACUUUCCCCAAAUUUGCCGACAGAAGUUUUCUUUUGCCAAAGUUGUCCCAGUCCAGUACGGCUUUCAGGAACUUAAACUUCGGCAGUUUCUGAACACGCCAGUUAAAGACAGGGCAUUAUCUGCUCUGGGGCGAAGUUAAGUUUAUUGACCGAGACCCGCACUGGUACUCUCGUAGAGUUAAAGAGGCUAUUCACAUAAGACUUCACCUUAACAACAUCAACAGAAAAGUGGAAUUGAGAUUCCUCAAGCGUGGAUGCAGACAAUCAGACAACAUAACAGUCGAUGGCCACCACAGCGGACCGCUGAUGGACCAGUUUCCUCCUCUGACAAUACCAUCAAUGCUUUGGAUCGAAACCCACCAAUGAGCGAGGUUCGUGAUACACGAGAAGCUAACAACCAGGGUGGUACAAAUGUAGUGCGACUCAGUAAAUCGACGCUAUCGCCUGAUGAAGACCUGCAGUGUGCGGUCGAAACGUCGCGAUCAAAUAUCAAAACAACAAUCGUGAGACAAACGAUAAACUACACCCUUUAUACACAUUAUCGGCGAUGUUUAAUAUCUUUCAUGACAAUAUUUACUUUAAUGAAGCAGUGA